AAUACAUAUCUGCAUACGCUCUGCAAAAGUAGAUGCUUUUUUGAGAUAACAAUGGCUGUUUUUCUCUCUGAUUCCAUUCUGGAGGUUAAAACCGAACCACUAGAAUUUCCAAUUGAAGACAUUAAAUGUGAAAUAAAAAAAGAGCCUGAAGAUGAUGAAACAUGUGUGCAGAGAUUCAUGAAUUCCGAUAUAACAAUAGAAGAUGAAGUCAAACAGGAGUUGAUUGAAUCAUCUCAUUAUGAAUGUACAAUAUGUAAUGGAUUAUUUAUAGGGCUGCGUGAUUUAGAACAGCAUAUGCUGAUACAUAGUCAUGAUUGCCCAUUUUGUUCAGACACUUUUCCAGAUCCAAGCGCCUUAGAUAUACAUCUGAAAAUUCAUGCAGAUGAAAAGUCUUUUGCGUGCACAAUUUGCAAUAAAGCAUUUGAAGUAAAAUUUGAUUUUGAUCAACACGUUUGUGUUUGUAAUGGAGGGACAGAUUCAACAUUGAAUAAAUUAUCUGAUAAACAAAAACAAAGUAAGAGUACACAGAUACAAAGUAAGAGUAUACAUCUGAAAAUUCAUGCAGAUGAAAAGUCUUUUGCGUGCACAAUUUGCUAUAAAGCAUUUGAAGUAAAAUUUGAUUUUGAUCAACACGUUUGUGUUUGCAAUGGAGGGACAGAUUCAACAUUGAAUAAAUUAUCUGAUAAUCAAAAACAAAGUAAGAGUACACAGAUACAAAGUAAGAGUAUACAUCUGAAAAUUCAUGCAGAUGAAAAGUCUUUUGCAUGCACAAUUUGCAAUAAAGCAUUUGAAGUAAAAUUUGAUUUUGAUCAACACGUUUGUGUUUGUAAUGGAGGGACAGAUUCAACAUUGAAUAAAUUAUCUGAUAAUCAAAAACAAAGUAAGAGUACACAGAGACCACAUAAAUGUAAAGUAUGUAAUAAGAGUUUCAAAUAUUUAAGUUACUUGAAAAAACAUAUGCUUAUUCACACUGAAAAACGUCCUUACGAAUGUGAAAUAUGCAGUAAGACAUUCAGAAAAAUGUCCAUCUUGAGAGCACAUAAACUCAAUCACGGUGGGGUUCGUCCUCACAAAUGUGAAACAUGCAAUAAGACAUUUGCUCGAGUGAAUAGUUUGAAUAGACAUGUGCUUUUUCACACUAGUGAACGGCCUCACAAAUGUGAAAUAUGCUCUAAGACAUUCCGAACAAUAGCUGCCUUGAGAGCACAUAAACUCAUUCACAGUGGGGUUCGUCCUCACAAGUGUGAAAUAUGCAAUAAGGCAUUCACGCAAAUGGCUUUAUUGAGAGCCCAUAAACGCAUUCACAGUGGGGUUCGCCCUCACAAAUGUGAAAUAUGCAAUAAGACAUUCAGAAAAAUGUCCAUCUUGAGAGCACAUAAACGCAUUCACAGUGGGGUUCGUCCUUAUAAUUGUGAAAUAUGCUCUAAGACAUUCAAACUACGGGAUACUUUAAAUAGACAUAGGCUCAUUCACAGUGGGGUUCGUCCUCACAAAUGUGAAAUAUGCUCUAAGACAUUCAGAACAAUAGCUGCCUUGAGAGCACAUAAACUCAUUCACAGUGGGGUUCGUCCUCACAAAUGUGAAAUAUGCAAUAAGGCAUUCACGCAAAUGGCUUUAUUGAGAGCCCAUAAACGCAUUCACAGUGGGGUUCGUCCUCACAAAUGUGAAAUAUGCAAUAAGGCAUUCAGAAAAAUGUCCAUCUUGAGAGCACAUAAACGCAUUCACAGUGGGGUUCGUCCUUAUAAUUGUGAAAUAUGCUCUAAGACAUUCAAACUACCGGAUAAUUUAAGUAGACAUAGGCUCAUUCACAGUGGGGUUCGUCCUCACAAAUGUGAAAUAUGCGAUAAGAUAUUCCGAACAAUAGCUGCCUUGAGAGCACAUAAACUCAUUCACAGUGGGGUUCGUCCUCACAAAUGUGAAAUAUGCAAUAAGGCAUUCACGCAAAUGGCUUUAUUGAGAGCCCAUAAACGCAUUCACAGUGGGGUUCGUCCUCACAAAUGUGAAAUAUGCAAUAAGGCAUUCAGAAAAAUGUCCAUCUUGAGAGCACAUAAACGCAUUCACAGUGGGGUUCGUCCUUAUAAUUGUGAAAUAUGCUCUAAGACAUUCAAACUACCGGAUAAUUUAAGUAGACAUAGGCUCAUUCACAGUGGGGUUCGUCCUCACAAAUGUGAAAUAUGCGAUAAGGCAUUCAGUACAAUGGUUGCCUUGAGAGCAAUAAACUCAUUCACAGUGGGGUUCGUCCUCACAAAUGUGAAAUAUGCUCUAGGACAUUCACACAAAUGGGUAACUUGA
Messenger RNA from Ctenocephalides felis (cat flea), 2292 nucleotides. Its product is annotated as zinc finger protein 708-like. The transcript has 2 exons. The record is from RefSeq and is a predicted model, not a curated record. Bases 52 to 2292 code for a protein of 746 amino acids. Lineage: Eukaryota; Metazoa; Arthropoda; Insecta; Siphonaptera; Pulicidae.